AUGGCUCCAAGUGUUUUGAUGGUUGGAACCGGUGAAUACACCACCGGUUUCGUCGGUGGUGCUGCCUCGGGUUCAGACAAGAAGGUAGGAGUCGUGGGGUUGUCCCUUUUCGAUCUCCGGCGGAGAGGCAAGGUUGGGAAGCUGAGCAUGGUUGGUGUCUCCGGUGCCAAAUACCCAGGCAUUCGCCAGCAUCUCCAAAAGAACAUCUCCGAGACCUACAACGGCCUCGACGUGUCCUUCGACUCAUUCCCAGCCGACGACAAGAAGGACCCCGAUGCCUAUAAAGCAGCCAUUGAUGCUCUCGAGCCCGGCUCGGCCAUCACAAUCUUCACUCCCGACCCGACUCACUUCCCUAUCGCCCUGUACGCCAUUCAGCGCAAGAUCCACGUCCUCAUCACCAAGCCCGCCACUCAGCUCCUUUCGGACCAUCUGACCCUGGUCGAGGAGGCGCGCAAGCAUGGUGUCUUCGUGUUCGUCGAGCACCACAAGCGGUUCGACCCCGCCUACGCAGAUGCACGCCACAAAGCUCUUAACCUGGGCGACUUCAACUACUUCUAUAGUUACAUGAGCCAGCCCAAGAGUCAGCUCGAGACCUUCAAGGCGUGGGCUGGUAAGGACAGUGAUAUUUCGUAUUAUCUGAACUCGCACCACAUUGAUAUUUGUGAGAGCAUGGUGCCAGAGUAUACUCCUGUCCGGGUUACUGCAUCUGCUUCGACUGGAGCUGCGGUUGAGUUGGGAUGUGCGCCGGAGACGGAGGAUACUAUCACUCUGCUUGUCGACUGGAGGAAGAAGAGUGAUCCUUCGAAGAAUGCUACUGCUGUGUAUACUGCCAGCUGGACGGCACCGCACAAUGCGGGUGUUCACUCGAAUCAGUACUUCCACUACAUGGGAUCCAAGGGCGAAGUCCGCAUCAACCAGGCCAAGCGAGGCUACGAUGUCACCGGCGACGACCAAGGACUCAUCUGGGUGAACCCCUUCUACAUGCGCUACGCCCCCGACGAAGCAGGAAACUUCGCCGGCCAAACAGGCUACGGAUACAUCAGUUUCGAGAAGUUCAUCGACGCAGUCACUGCUGUCAACGAGGGCCGGGUAACCCUCGACGAGCUUGAUGCACGGCCCUUGCCGACGCUCAAGAAUACGAUUGCCACGACUGCCAUUCUGCAGGCGGGUCGGGUCUCGCUGGACGAGAAGCGGCCGGUGGAGAUUGCCAGCGAGGGUGGGAAGUGGGCUUUGAAAUAG
Molecule: messenger RNA, 1239 nt
Organism: Aspergillus glaucus CBS 516.65
Lineage: Eukaryota; Fungi; Ascomycota; Eurotiomycetes; Eurotiales; Aspergillaceae
Product: Gfo/Idh/MocA family protein
Exons: 5
Coding region: 1-1239 (412 amino acids)
Biological process (GO): NADPH regeneration
Cellular component (GO): cytoplasm
Molecular function (GO): oxidoreductase activity; nucleotide binding
Source: RefSeq, a predicted model, not a curated record